Molecule: messenger RNA, 2298 nt
Organism: Vicia faba (fava bean)
Lineage: Eukaryota; Viridiplantae; Streptophyta; Magnoliopsida; Fabales; Fabaceae
Source: the annotation of a GenBank genome assembly
AUGGAAAUUGGUCAUCUCAAUCAACUUCAAAUUCUAGAAUUGGGAAAUAACAGUUUGAAUGGUGUUAUCCCUUUGAAUCUCUUCAACAUUUCAACAUUGGAAUAUUUGACUCUUCAACUAAAUUCUCUCUCGGGUAUUCUUCCAUCAAAUAUGGGAUUAGGCCUUCCAAACCUACAAGAACUACACAUGUAUGGAAACAGGUUUGUUGGAAAUAUUCCAAACAGUAUUUCCAAUGCUUCAAAUCUCAUUAAACUUGACUUGAGUGAAAAUGAGUUUAGUGGAAUUAUACCCACUUCUUUGGGAGAUUUAAGUUUCAUCCAAAAUCUCUACUUAGCUAGCAAUAAUUUAACAAUGGAUGAUUCUCCUGAAUUCAACUUCCUUACUUCCCUUACAAGUUGUAGAUAUUUGGAAUACCUUGAUAUAUCAGAUAAUAGUUUACUAUCAAAACUUCCCAAGUCCAUUGGAAACUUAUCUUUAGAAAACUUUGUGGCAACUUCUUGUGGAAUUAAUGGAAAUAUUCCGCUAGAAAUCGGAAACAUGAGCAACCUGAUUCGACUAUCUCUAAAUAGUAAUGAUUUAAAUGGACCAGUCCCUAUAACAAUUAAAGGGUUACAUAAACUUCAAUCUUUAGAUCUUGAUGACAAUGGACUUCAAGGAUCUUUAGCUCAUGAGCUUUGUGAAAUUAGGAGUUUGAGUGAGUUGUAUUUAAUAAGCAAUAAGUUUUUUGGUGUGUUGCCAACAUGCUUGGGAAACAUGACCUCUCUUAGAAAGUUUCACAUUGGAUCUAAUAAUUUGAACUCUAAAAUACCUUCUUCCUUUUGGAAUCUCAAAGAUAUUUUAGAGGUAGACUUAUCCUCUAAUGCUUUAAUUGGAAAUCUUCCAUUUGAGAUUAACAAUUUGAGAGCUCUAGUACUAUUAGAUCUCUCAAAAAAUCAAUUUUCAAACAACAUUCCACCAACCAUAAGUCUCUUGGAAACUUUAGAAACUCUCUCCUUAGCAUAUAACAAAUUGAAAGGUCCUAUCCCAACAUCACUUGGUGAAAUGGUAAGCUUGAACUUCUUGGACUUGUCUCAAAAUCUUAUAACAGGUGUGAUCCCAAAGUCCUUAGAGUCACUUUCAUAUCUUAACUACCUUAAUCUAUCAUACAAUAGAUUGGAAGGAGAGAUUCCAAAUGGAGGACCUUUUAAAAGCUUCACAGCUCAAUCUUUCAUUCAUAACAAAGCACUUUGUGGUAAUCCUCUCUUACAAGUACCUCCAUGUGAUAAACAUGUUAGGAAAAUGUCAAUGAGAAAGAAGUUGUUAAUCAUAUGCAAUUCAUCCAUAAUUGCUGUGCUAGGCAUUUUGGUUGUUGUGUGCAUGAUACUUCGAAUGCAUAAAAGGAACAAGAUUGGAAAUCCAAUUGAAAAAGAUUUAUCAACUUUAGGGGCUCCAAGUAGGAUUUCCUAUUAUGAACUUGUGCAAGCAACUAAUGGAUUUAGUGAGAGUAAUUUACUUGGAAAGGGUGGUUUUGGAUCUGUGUAUCAAGGAAUGCUUUCUAGUGGAAAGAUGGUAGCAGUUAAAGUGCUUGAUUUAACAUUGGAAGCAACAUUAAGAAGUUUUGAUGCAGAAUGCAAUGCAAUGCGCAAUCUUCGACAUCGAAAUCUUGUUGAGGUUAUUACUAGUUGUUCCAAUGAUGAUUUCAAAUCUUUAGUGAUGGAGUUUAUGCCAAAUGGAAGUGUGGAAGAAUGGUUAUAUUCAAAUAACUAUUGUUUAAGUUUCUUGCAAAGGUUGAAUAUAAUGAUAGAUGUUGCAUCUGCACUCGAGUAUCUCCAUUAUGGUUCUUCAAUACCAGUGGUUCAUUGUGAUUUGAAGCCUAGUAAUGUGUUACUGGAUGAAAAUAUGGUUGCACAUGUGAGUGAUUUUGGCAUUUCCAAGCUCUUGGAUGAAGGACAUUCUAAAACUCAUACUGAGACUUUAGCUACUCUUGGUUAUGUUGCACCAGAGUAUGGUUCUAAGGGAGUCAUUUCUGUUAAGGGGGAUGUGUAUAGCUAUGGAAUAAUGCUAAUGGAAAUCUUCACAGCAAAGAAGCCAACAAAUGAAAUGUUUGCAGAAGAAUUAACUUUGAAAACUUGGAUUAGUGAGUCAAUGGACAGACCAAUUAUGGAAAUUGUGGAUUUCAAUUUAGUCUCACAACAUGAGAAAGAAAUUCAUGAAAUUUUAGCCUUAGCACUGAGAUGUUGUGAAGAUUCACCUGAAGCACGGAUUAAUAUGACACAUGUAACUACUUCAUUGAUCAAAAUAAAAAAUGUUUGUGUGUGA